This is a messenger RNA of Mesocestoides corti, 201 nucleotides long. NCBI's taxonomy places the organism in Eukaryota, Metazoa, Platyhelminthes, Cestoda, Cyclophyllidea, Mesocestoididae. The record is from the annotation of a GenBank genome assembly.
AUGGGACAGCGUCGCGCCGAUUGGAGGGGGCGGGAUGGGACGCGGACACCCGGUAGCACGUGCUGUCCUGGGCGUUCCCACGGCCACUGGAGCACGCACGUGGAGGAGAGACGGGCCCAUACUCCUCCCCCCGGCCCCCACCUCACCCCGUCGACAAAUUUUUGUCAGUUUUCAAGACUUACGUGGCCGAGAGAGAUAUAG